ACCGCGGCCACUGCAGCCACCGCAGUUACUGCUCUCACCUACGCUUCUGUUUGUGUCUGUACCCCACGGAGAAGAUGACCGUGGGGAGGCCUGCGGGAGUCUCCGGCGGCGCUCGGAGCCUUCAGAUAUUUCCCCCCAAAUCCUCCUCAGACACAGAGGCAGAAGAGGAGCUGUCUGGGAAUGAGCUGGUUUUGCCGAGAGCUGGCAAACUUGAUGAGUUCCUCAGCCUGGAGGAGACAGAUUCUACUUCUCCUGACUCAACUGGGAGCUUAUACGAGACCCUUCAAGCGCUAAAGCAGAAAGGCAGGUGGUGCCUGUCAGAAUCCCCUCAUGAGUCUGAGCCAGACAGUGAUGAGAGCCUCUCUGAAGAUGAUGAGGACCUGGAGAGGUUCUUCCGAGACAAAGGCAGGGAGAAGCCACAGGCCCGGGACCCCCCGGCUCCAAGGUGUGGCUCCACACGACGCUGCAGCUCCCUGAGCAACGUGCCCUCUGACAUUCCCAAGUUUCAGUCCCAGCCACCUGCAGGCUCCAGGCCUCCUUCCCAGCACAGAAGCAUCAGCUCCUGGGCAUCUUCCAUCACCGUCCCUCAGCCGUUCCGUAUGACGGUGCGUGAAGCCCGGAGAAAGGCCCAGUGGCUGGCCUCACCGGCCUCCUUCGAGCCAGAGAGGCAGCAGGCCCAGAGGCAGGGCCAGGAGGAGGCUGAGUGCCACCGGCAGUUCCGGGCACAGCCGGUGCCCGCGCACGUCUACCUGCCCCUUUACCAGGAAAUCAUGGAUCGUAACGAGGCCCGAAGGCAGGAAGGGAUCCAGAAGAGGAAGGAACUGCUCCUCUCUUCUUUGAAACCCUUCAGCUUCCUGGAGAAGGAGGAGCAACGAAAAGCCGCUCAACAGAAGGAAUUGGCCGCCACUGCUAAGGCCAAGGUCUCCAAGCAGAAAGCCACCAGAAGGAUCCCCAAGUCCAUUCUGGAGCCAGCCCUUGGGGACAAACUCCAGGAGGCUGAGCUCCUCAGGAAGAUUCGCAUCCAGAUGAGAGCCCUAGACAUGCUCCAGAUGGCCUCCUCCCCGCUCACCUCCCCCAGCGGCAGAGCUGACCCUCGGCCCCGCACGGCCACCCGAACGCAGGAGGAAAAGCUUGGGUUUCUGCACACUGACUUUGCAUUCCAGCCUCGGGUGAAUCCUGCCGUCCCUGACUAUGAGGCCCUUUACAAGGCCUUCCAGAGAAGAGCUGCCAAGGGAAGGGACACCCGAGAGGUGACUCGAAACAAGCCCUUCUUGCUGAGGACCGCCAGCCUGUGUCGCACUCGGCGGCCCUGUGAUGCUGCCGCCACUGGAGGGAGGGAGGACUCUCCACAGCCACCCACCACGCCCCGGCCGAGGAGUCAUUCCCUGAGCGGCCUCGCUUCCCUCUCCGCCAGCACCCUGCCCGUGCACAUCACAGAUGCCACCAGGAAGAGGGAGUCUGCAGUCAGAAGUUCACUCGAAAAGAGGGACAGAGCGGAUGAGAGCACCCAGUGGCUGGAGGCACACAAAAAGAAGCGUCAAGCCAUGUCUCAGUCUGUGGCCUUGCGUGCGAAAGCCAUGGACCCCCAUAAGAGCCUGGCGGAGGUGUUCAAAGCCAAGCUGAAGGAAAACCGGAACAAUGACCGUAAAAGAGCAAGAGAGUAUAAGAAAGAAUUGGAGGAAAUGAAGAAGAGAAUACAAACGAGGCCCUAUCUCUUUGAACAAGUUACCAAGGACCUUGCCAGGAAAGAAGCAGAGCGACGGUACCAAGACACCCUGAAGCAGGCCGGGCUGGACGAAGACUUUGUGAGGAACAAGGUUCGGGGCACCAGGGCUGUGCACUGGAAGGAGCGGUCCGAAGUCCACGGUCACCCCAGCACCCAUGAAACUACAAAAUGCGGCAUCAGAAACCCACAGCAGGAUUUGGAAGACUCUCUAGAACAGCCUACAAGCCCCAAGAAAGAACAGGAGGAGCUGCCUUAUGAAUUGCUAGAGAAUCUGAAAUCACUUGCUUAAUCAGUACUCUUAAAAUUACUGCUUUUCAAUAAUAUUAAGCAGCCAGCAUGGGGUUGAAUCAGGAGGGCAACAACUGCGUUCAAGGUAAUCAAAGUGGAGCAACCCAGGGUGGAAGGAGCAGAGCCCAGUUAAGUGUCCGUCCUUCGUGCCUCUUGCUUAAACGUGAGGACAGAAAGGGCGUGAGCCUCCAGGCCUCCAAGGGCCAUUCAGAACAUAAGUGGGUCCGAUGGGCUGGCUGUGAGACAGCAGUAGGAGCCUCUGCUGGAAUACAGACCUGGAAUUGCCAGAUCAACUGCAUUUUCAACAGAAGCCAGAAACCCACACACUGGCAACUAAUUUAAAAAUGCCCUGGCUGGUGUGGCUCAGUGGACUGAGUACCACUGCAAAUGGAAAGGUUACCAGUUUGCUUCCGGGCCAGGGCACAUCCCUGGGUUGUGGGCCAGGGCCCCAGUUAAGGGGGAGGCAGCUGAUCGAUGUGUAUCACACACACUGGUGUUUCUCCCUCCCUCCCUUCCCCUCUAAAAGUAAAUAAAUAAAAUCUGAAAAUAAUAAUUACCUGGGACUAUUGUAUGGGCAAAAGAAAACGGCUGGGGGUUGACAGGUUUGCAACUUCUAGUCCAGGGCUUGUCAGCCUCGGCACCUCUGGCAUUUUGGGCCCAAUGAGUCUGCUGGGUGCAGGGAGGGGAGCUGUCUUGCACACUGGAGGAAGUUGAGCAGCGUCCCUGGCCUCUGCUGGCUAGAUGCCAGUGACACUCCUCCAGCUGUGACAACC
Phyllostomus discolor (pale spear-nosed bat) is the source of this 2787-nucleotide messenger RNA. It is a transcript of the gene FAM161B, whose product is annotated as FAM161 centrosomal protein B. Gene Ontology annotation, biological process: cilium organization. The transcript is spliced from 9 exons. NCBI's taxonomy places the organism in Eukaryota, Metazoa, Chordata, Mammalia, Chiroptera, Phyllostomidae. Bases 75 to 2015 code for a protein of 646 amino acids. The record is from RefSeq and is a predicted model, not a curated record. Gene Ontology annotation, cellular component: cilium.